Messenger RNA from Pocillopora verrucosa, 1854 nucleotides. The record is from RefSeq and is a predicted model, not a curated record. Lineage: Eukaryota; Metazoa; Cnidaria; Anthozoa; Scleractinia; Pocilloporidae.
CUUCAAGCUGGUGACCUUAAACUGGUCGUUGACCUCAUAGAGAAGAUUUCUCAAAAGAGCCUGGGAACAGUGCAGUACUUACCACCUGCCAUAAGAGACGAAACAAUAAAAAAGAUUACAAAGGCCAUAGUGAAGUCUUCCAGUAAUAUACUAGACGACAAAGCUCUUGAAUCCUGGAAAUUUAUGCCAGAGGACUCGAGGGCUGCUAAAGCAAGUAAGCUUUUAAAAGGAGUUGAUGGCAUUGCUCUCCAUUUGGCCAAAACAGCUGUUGCGAGUAAUGCAAUCGUAUCUGAGGCCUCAAACGUCGUGUUGAGUGCUAAAUCCAUCAAGGACGUCAAACCGACUGCCCAGCGGAUGCCGCCGACAAACAAGAUCAUGCGCAAUCUUACUUCUAGCACUGUCUUGUUACCAGGCUCCGUGUUAAUGCAACAACAGAAUGAAGGAGACCAGGGCAUGACCCAGUAUAUUACAUUCGUAUCAUACCGCAACCUUGAAGCUUUGAUGCAGCCAAGCGCAGAUGAGAAAUCCUCUAACUCCACGGAAGAUGAGAGUGGCUUGGGUAAAAUCGAAUCUGAAAUUACGUCAGUUUCACUGCACCCGAUGAAAAUAAACAGCUUUGAAGACCCAGUCAUCAUAACCAUGAAAAGCAAACAGAAUAACGACAAACUCCAAGCUAACUGUGUUUUCUGGAAUGUGUCUGGUCCCAGAGGUUUCUGGUCGCAAACAGGCUGUAAUUUAAAGGAAAGGAACUCAAGCCAUACCACUUGUCAGUGUUACCAUCUAACAAGCUUUGCCGUGCUCAUGCGCAUAACAGACAUGCCAGAAAAUGACACAAUGGAGAAACAUAAAUUUGCCUUGAGUCUUAUUUCAUUGGUUGGUAUUAGCAUUUCCGUCGCAGCUUUGGCCCUCGCUUUUCUCACCUUUGCUUUCUUAAGGUUUAAAAACACGCGUCAUCGUUAUUUCGUUCACGCCAACCUAGCACUUUCUUUGGGUAUGGCAGAGACUUUGUUCCUGUUCGGCAUAACUAAGACGGCGAAUAAGCUAAUUUGCAAGAUCAUCGCCAUCACCCUACACUACUUAUUUUUGGUUUCAUUUUGUUGGAUGGCUGUGGAGGGAGUCGUCCUCUAUCUUCUGCUUGUGAAGAUUUUCCGAACCAAAACUCGGCCAGCGAGAGAUAGAACUGUUUUCUUUACGUUUAGUUGGGGCAUCCCAGUAAUCGUCGUGGCUGUGUCGGCUGUGCCUUUUUACGAAGGCUAUGGCACGGAGGAAUUCUGUUGGCUGUCAAUUGAAAGGCACUCUACCUGGGCGUUUGUAGGACCAGUUCUUUUAAUCUGCUUGUUUAAUUUCGUUUGUUUGGGGAAGACGUUUAUGAUCAUGGCAGCUCGAGGACGAACGAAGAAGGAAGACACAAGCAUUGAAAAAAUAAGAUACUGGUCCAAAGGAUGUGCUUUACUUUCGUGUCUUCUCGGCCUGACGUGGAUACUUGGAGUUUUUGUAGUCAAUCAAGACACCAUAUUUAUGGCAUAUCUUUUUAAUAUUUUCAACACCUUACAGGGCCUAUUUAUAUUUGUCUUUCACUGCAUCGGGGAUGAAAAGGUACGCGCAGAAUAUUUACGUAUAAUCCGCUGUCAAACACGUGCGCAGGCCUAUGGCGUUGCUCGGCCUUGGUGGAGCAAGUCGGACUCUUUAAGCCGAUCUCGAACAUGGGAGGAGAGGCAGGGGAGAGUUUACAGAAGGAGUACUCUUCAAUCAAAUAUGGACUGCUCGAAGCACGGGAAAUGCUACUCGUGCCGCGUGUGUCGCUUGAAUGUCUUGAUGGAGAUCGAGAGAAGGAGUGAUCUACAAAUAACUUAA